Pygoscelis adeliae (Adelie penguin) is the source of this 734-nucleotide messenger RNA. RefSeq names its product tissue specific transplantation antigen P35B (gene GFUS). The annotation marks the transcript as partial. Gene Ontology annotation, biological process: nucleotide-sugar biosynthetic process. The record is from RefSeq and is a predicted model, not a curated record. Gene Ontology annotation, molecular function: GDP-L-fucose synthase activity. The transcript has 8 exons. NCBI's taxonomy places the organism in Eukaryota, Metazoa, Chordata, Aves, Sphenisciformes, Spheniscidae.
AGGAGAAACAUCCAUAUCAACGACAACGUCCUGCACUCAGCAUACGAGACGGGGGUGCAGAAGGUGGUCUCCUGCCUCUCCACCUGCAUAUUCCCAGACAAGACGACAUACCCCAUCGAUGAGAGCAUGAUUCACAACGGGCCACCUCACAGCUCCAACUUCGGCUACUCCUAUGCCAAGAGGAUGAUCGACAUCCAGAAUAGGGCCUACUUUGAGCAGCACGGCUGCCGCUUCACCGCCGUCAUUCCCACCAACGUCUUCGGGCCACAUGACAACUUCAACAUCGAGGACGGUCACGUCUUGCCGGGGCUUAUCCAUAAGGUCUACCUGGCCAAACAGACUGGCUCAGCUCUGACCAUCUGGGGCACUGGCAAGCCCAGGAGACAGUUCAUCUACUCCCUGGACCUGGCCCGGCUCUUCCUUUGGGUCCUGCGGGAAUAUGAUGAGAUAGAGCCCAUCAUCUUGUCAGUGGGAGAAGAAGAAGAAGUCUCCAUCAGGGAGGCAGCAGAGGCAAUCGUGGAGGCCAUGGACUUCAGGGGAGAGCUUGUUUUCGACACCACCAAAGCAGACGGGCAGUUCAAGAAGACGGCCAGCAAUGCCAAGCUACGGCACUACCUGCCCAGCUUCCAGUUCACACCCUUCAGGCAAGCUGUGAAGGAGACCUGCGCCUGGUUCAGCGCCAACUAUGCCAACGCCAGGAAGUGACGGGCCAACGCGGCACCAGGACUGGCAUC